CAUGAGCCACUGUCUGGGCCAGACAUGGAGAACUGCUGGGUCUUUUGGGGGCUCGUCUUGUGGCUGAUGGCUCCCUACCUGGAUUGGACACAUGAGUCAGCACCCCAGCAGGAAUGGACAUACAUGGUACCACAGCACUCUAACUGGCUGUGCUUCAAAUUUGGGGAGCAUGGCUGCCCUUCACGGACCCCCAACUGCUCCACCUGCCACUGCACAGCUGGAGGAUGGAACUGGUUUGAAGCGUGUUAUGAGAAGAGCAUGGGGUACUUGAGGAGGACAAAGGCGCUCUGGUGGCUGGGCAUGAGCUCAGUAAGCGAGCUUGGAAAAGUGUGGAAGAAGCUACUAGAAGUGAUUUCCAGGCCCCUCCUGUACCACUUUGAUGUCCCUUGUGUGCCCUGUGUCAUGCUGCGGAACUCUGGCCUCAGCAACACCAACCAAUUGAUGAGUCAGGACACCAUCCACAGGGCUGAGGCAGAUAUGAGGAGCCAAACCACAGGACCCUUCAUCUGUCCCAGGAAUGCCAGUCACCAGGGCUCCUGGAGGCAGCAGUGGUUCCUGGAGCUUGCUGAUCUAGUACCCCGAAUGACAAGAUUUUGGAAGACAGUCUGAUUUCCCUAGAGGCACGAGAUAGUUAAGAUGCGGCCACACUCUCUGGAUUUGGAUCAGAACAGCAAAACAGUCCUAUUGCGAUAACCAGACCAAAGGCCCCCAGACGGACCUGUCUGCAUGGACUAGAGAAGCAGAAACGGAAGUUGCUUGUCAGCUAAGAUGGACAGUCAAAGCUACCAUUCACAAGUGACAACUGCUGAGGCAUGAAUGCUGGAGAAUUUUAGGACACAACAGCCACAUAACUGUGAAGACAUUCAUAGAUGAAGAUCUAAAGAAAAUGGUAUAAGAUCAGUCUGGUACUGAAUAAAAUCUUGGUCUGGCUCUCUUC
Molecule: messenger RNA, 937 nt
Organism: Peromyscus leucopus (white-footed mouse)
Lineage: Eukaryota; Metazoa; Chordata; Mammalia; Rodentia; Cricetidae
Gene: C4H20orf173
Product: chromosome 4 C20orf173 homolog
Exons: 5
Coding region: 25-609 (194 amino acids)
Molecular function (GO): beta-galactoside (CMP) alpha-2,3-sialyltransferase activity
Source: RefSeq, a predicted model, not a curated record